Drosophila obscura is the source of this 803-nucleotide messenger RNA. RefSeq lists its product as uncharacterized. The record is from RefSeq and is a predicted model, not a curated record. NCBI's taxonomy places the organism in Eukaryota, Metazoa, Arthropoda, Insecta, Diptera, Drosophilidae. The transcript has 2 exons. Bases 93 to 752 code for a protein of 219 amino acids.
AUCUUAUUGUACUUUCGACUGUUCGGUUCGCUCGAUAAAACAUAUGUAGAACAAAACAAAAGUUUCCAAAAAUUUCUAAACAAGUUUAUAAUAUGCUACCGUUUGCUGUGACUUGCAGUGAUGCCGUGCUGGUAUUAAUUUACAAUAUCUUUUUAUAUUCGGUGGCUCCCAUAAUUAUAAUCAAUCCAGAAACUCCACAAGAUAAUCAGCGUAUAAAAUGGCAAAGUAAAUUUCGGAGCACAUGCCAGAGCAUCUGGCAGAGCAUAGUUGGUAACUGGUUGCCUACCAAGCAGCAGCCCACACUGCAAAAGCCUGUCGCUACAUUCUUUGUAUUGGAGGACAUGUUUUGGUUUAUAAACCUGGCCAUAAACAUACUGAUAGUGGUCGCAGCAGUUGUCCAUUACCUUUCGAAAUACCAUUCCAAAAAUCGUCCCAAUCUGCAGCAGCGCAAAAACAAAUCGAAAAAUCUAAAGCUAGUCAUAUUUUUAUGGAAAGUCCUGACCUCAAUCCUAGUGCUGUGGGUUUCAUAUAAAUCCGUUUUCCUGUUUUGGGCAUUCUGGCAAGGACAGCCGACCGUUGGUCUCGCCAAGUUCCAGAUUUGCGUUCUGGGUAUGUGCUGUGUUCACGUCCUACUUAUUCGCAAGUCUCUGAAGCCGAGAUGUGGUUUUCGCGAAUUCAAGCCUUUGAUCAAAGCGAUGCCGUCGCAGUCGAGUUCAUGGCACAGUUUUUUACGGUCGAUUGAUCGCUCCUAAAAUGAGAUUUAUUAUAAAUUUUAUCCGAAUUAAAUUAAUUAUUAUUAUUGA